Thermothelomyces thermophilus ATCC 42464 is the source of this 456-nucleotide messenger RNA. RefSeq lists its product as uncharacterized. NCBI's taxonomy places the organism in Eukaryota, Fungi, Ascomycota, Sordariomycetes, Sordariales, Chaetomiaceae. The record is from RefSeq and is a predicted model, not a curated record. The coding region runs from base 1 to 456 and encodes 151 amino acids. The transcript has 3 exons.
AUGCGCUUUCCCUUUUCUCUCUUCGUCUGGGUGGCGUCCAUCUUCGCGACCGUAGCCGCUUCCAGCGCCUUCGGCAACUUCUCGCGCAGCUGCACUGGCGUUGGCCUUGUUCGCAGUUUCUUCCUCGGCGCCACUUGCUGCCACCCGGAAGACGAUGGCACCUACACAGAGUCGGCCAACGAACUUGACCUAACCAUGUGCAUCGGCCUAGACCAGACUAGCGGCCGCAUGCGGUGGGAGGUGUAUGGCAAGUUUUCCAACUACUGUACCGAUUGUACAAUAUACACGCCGACGGGCAAAGUAGAGCACCUUCUCACUUGCUCCUGCGAGCCGUUGGUGGGCGGCCGCGGCCCCGUCCGGUCGACUCUCAACCUGGACGAAGGCAUCGCCAACGACUGGGGGAUCCUCAAAUGUGCGGGCGGCAUUGCUGCUUCACCUCGGGGUGGUGGAGACUAA